CUUACAUCAAACAACACGCUUGAGUUAAAUUCAUCAUCAGUACAUUACAUCUUCACUUCAAACUCUCUCUAAGAUCGUUUCUUACGAGACUUUUUUUUUUUUUCGGAUCCAAAUUUAACAAAAAUAAAAUAAAUAUGGAUCGCAGUUUCGUCCUAACAGUUACAUUGAUCUGCAUUGCCUUCGUCGGCGUCGGUGGCCAAUCUCCGAUCUCAUCUCCGACCAAAUCUCCCACCACUCCUUCUGCUCCUACUACUUCCCCUACUAAAUCCCCCGCCGUUACUUCUCCCACGGCUGCUCCGGCUAAAACUCCGUCUUCUUUACCAGUCGAAGCACCGAAAUCUCCUGCUCCCGUAAGCUCAUCUCCGCCACCGACACCUGUUCCCGAGAGCUCUCCUCCGGCUCCUGCACCAAAAGCUUCUUCUCCGGUGAGCUCUCCACCCGUUCCAGCACCAGUAGCUGAUUCUCCUCCAGCCCCGGUAGCCGCUCCAGUGGCUGAUUCUCCUCCGGCUCCGGUAGCUGCUCCAGUAGCUGCUGAUGUACCGGCUCCUGCUCCAAGCAAGCACAAGAAGACUGCCAAGAAGUCUAAAAAGCACCAAAACGCACCUGCUCCGGCUCCAGAACUUCUCGGUCCUCCUGCACCACCGGCGGGAGCUCCCGGACCUAACUCCGACGCAUUUUCUCCCGGUCCUUCCACGUCUGCCGAUGAUCAGAGCGGAGCAGAGAGCACAAGGGCAUUGAGGAAUGUAGCGGUGGGAGCGGUUGCAACCGCGUGGGCCGUUCUCGUCAUGGCAUUCUAAAAUUAUUUAUCUUUUCACCCCUAAAUUCUUUUAGUUUUUAUCCUUUUGGACCCUACCAUUGUCUGUUUCUUUUACGAAUUUGUGGUAUUGAGAGUAUUAUUUAAUUGAUUAUACAGUUUGUAUUACUUUUAUUUUAAUUUAUUAUGGAAAUAAUAAGAAAUUUAUAUCUGUCA
Molecule: messenger RNA, 970 nt
Organism: Camelina sativa (false flax)
Lineage: Eukaryota; Viridiplantae; Streptophyta; Magnoliopsida; Brassicales; Brassicaceae
Product: lysine-rich arabinogalactan protein 18-like
Cellular component (GO): plasma membrane
Source: RefSeq, a predicted model, not a curated record